CGCCCAUCAAUCGAUGCCUCUGAUUUUUGAGGUUAUAAUUCGUUGUUGAUUAUUUCGAUAGUUCGUUACACGAGGAACAUCAAUGGAACAUCGCAUGCAGUAACUGUCAGAAUGGCCGAUGCACACGAGUGUUCAACGUCUGGUCUGGAUUUUUCGAAAGAGAGGAACGCACCUAGAGCAAGACGCAAGAAGUUAUUGUCUGCCGACUAUACUAUUAAAAAGAGACAACCAUUCGAUCUGAAGAAAAAACGGGACAAAGAUGUGUUUAUAACUAAUAAAACUAAUUUUAAGGCACAAUUGAAGAUAUGUGAAAAACUAUUCAACAAUGGUGCUGGUGAAGUGAUCAUACAUGGUCUUGGUGCUGCUGUACAUAGAGCUUGCAGUUUAGCGUUACAGUUAAAAGAGAUUCAUUAUAGCGGAAUUGAUUUUGAUAUUAAAACUUCUACUACGCCUAUUAUUGAUGACUUUGAACCCCUUCAAGAUAAUGCUGAUUAUGAAACAAUUAAUAGGAAUAAUUCUGCCAUCCAUAUUCGUGUGUUCAGAAAAUUUUCAAUAGGUAGUCUUAAAUAUCAGGAAUAA
Messenger RNA from Dufourea novaeangliae, 579 nucleotides. It is a transcript of the gene Rpp20, whose product is annotated as ribonuclease P protein subunit p20. The coding region runs from base 112 to 579 and encodes 155 amino acids. NCBI's taxonomy places the organism in Eukaryota, Metazoa, Arthropoda, Insecta, Hymenoptera, Halictidae. The transcript is spliced from 4 exons. Gene Ontology annotation, biological process: tRNA 5'-leader removal. Gene Ontology annotation, cellular component: nucleus; nucleolar ribonuclease P complex; ribonuclease MRP complex. The record is from RefSeq and is a predicted model, not a curated record. Gene Ontology annotation, molecular function: nucleic acid binding.